UAUUUGCCAGUUGGUUAUGGGAAAGGGGCUGUGAAGUCAAGAUGGCUGCGCCCGUAAGGAGGGUGCUGCUUCGUCCUCUGCGGAGGAUUUUAACGCAGAUUCCGGGCUCUGGAGUCGCCAGCAGCGGCUGCAGGCAGUUGUCAGUCGGGCUCCGGGUGCCGGCGGUUCAAAAGCCAAACGAAGCAGUGCUAGAAAGCCCCUCUCCGUGGAGGCUGCUGGGAGCGGUUUUUGUGCAGAGACUCGCUGUCAUCUCCAGAGACCGGAGCUCGAUAGAGAAGGACUUUGCCGAGCUGCUGAAACAGACUGAGCUGGAGAGGAGCCUGCUGGCCGACCACGAGCUGCGUCUGCUGGAGGAUGCCGAGCGGGUCAGCCGGAAGCAAGAGGAGGAUUACGACUCGGACGAGGAUUCUGGACAGGACAUCGUGACCGCGCAGGACCUCGAGGACACCUGGGACCAGAAACUGCGACAGUUCAAGCCAGCCCAGCGCCUCACAGGUUCCAUUCAAAAACAACUUCUGAACUCUGAAGCAGACAAGAAAGCAGAUCGAACCUGUCUGGAGCGCUGUCUAGAGGACAGCCUGGUGUUGCUGGUGAAGGAGAAGAUUGGCAGCGAGGAUGUAUGGCUUCUCCCACAGGUGCAGUGGGAGAAUGGAGAGACCCUGAGAGAGACUGCUGAGCGUGCCCUUACCACUCUCACAGGUAACAGCAUCAAAGCCACGUUCCUGGGAAAUGCUCCCUGUGGAGUUUACAAGUACAAAUUCCCAAAGGACGUCCGGACGGAAAGCUGUGUCGGAGCCAAGGUGUUUUUCUUCAAAGCCCUGCUGGGUAGCGGUGACAUUGCCCCAAACAAAAAGGGGGGCCAUGUGUGGGUAAGCAAGACGGAACUGCAGGACUAUCUGAAACCACAGUACCUGGAACAGGUGGGCCGUUUCAUGGUGGACCUGUGAUGAAAAGUGCAACUUGAUGAGACUACAUGACCAGCACUGGGUGAACUGGAGGGUGGUAAUUCUUCUUAAAGGGGAGACGGGAUACACAAUGCAGGAUGUCUCCAGAUUCUGUUUCUCAAUCAAAGACCAAACCCCCUCCUUUUUGCAGAUGUUUGCCCUGCUCUCAUCCUUUCCUUGUGUAUUUCAAGUACUUUUUUAUGUUUCUCUGUCAGAGCCCCCUUUUCAUUUUGUUAUAUUGUCACAAUACGAAUAAAUCCAAACUCUAUACAGUA
Messenger RNA from Acipenser ruthenus (sterlet), 1219 nucleotides. RefSeq names its product large ribosomal subunit protein mL46-like. The record is from RefSeq and is a predicted model, not a curated record. Bases 42 to 947 code for a protein of 301 amino acids. The transcript has 4 exons. Gene Ontology annotation, molecular function: structural constituent of ribosome. Gene Ontology annotation, cellular component: mitochondrial large ribosomal subunit. NCBI's taxonomy places the organism in Eukaryota, Metazoa, Chordata, Actinopteri, Acipenseriformes, Acipenseridae.